UUAUUUCAGGAACUAGCAAAGGAAUUUUCCACAUGGUCGAGGACGUUAGACGAUAUUGGUGUGUGGUUACAGGAAGGCGAACGCCAAAACAACGAGCGAUUCCACGAUCAGUUCGCUCAUGCCAUGAACACUUUUUCGGAAUUGAGCGACAAGUUUGCUGAAUUCAAACAUCCGAAAUCGUUUGUGGAAAAACUCGAACGAACCGUUCACAAACUAGAUGACAUUGAGAAUGCCUUAGACGACAUGACAGGUAUCGAAGCGAUUUUCUGUGCGGAAUCUUUGGAUGAAGCUAGAUGCUUAGUGAAGAAACUUAUAACACUCGAAGAAGAUGUGCGUAGCUUAGAAAAAGGCAAAGAGCAGUUGAUUCAGGAAGGAAUUUUCGACAAGGAAUCUGCUGCGCCUUUUACAGAGAAGAUCCGGUUGUGUAAGAAAAAGACGAAAGAACUCGGAUUGAGAGCCGAGGAUACGGUCGAACGUCUAGACGAUUGUGUAGAUAUGUAUAGCAAGCUGUUGAAAGAAUCUGAGGCUGUGGAAGAGUUUCUGGACCAGCUGGAAUAUCGCCUUGAUAAAUACGCAUCUGAAGACAAAGCAAAUGAUGAAGAGGUAGUCGAUGAGCUGGUUAGCGAAUGGAAUCGCCAUGAAGCGUCACUGAAGAAUCUUGAAGAACUGGAACGUAUUCUUCGUGAAAACGCUAUAAAAAUCAGUGAAAGUGUCUGUAUGGAAAAACGACGCCGAGCUGAUGCGCUUAAAAUGCGACUGGACGGCUGGAGUAGGACUGUGCAGAUCGCCAGCUCUUUGCGAUUUCUACGCGGCGAUCGCGACCGGCUUUCGUCGCGUGCGCGAAAACUCGCUGCAAUCAAUCCGCGAAUGGCAAAAGCGAAUCUGUGCGGCGACGUGACGGAACGCUGGCAGCAGCUUGAAUCUCGACUACACGCGCCGCCUUCCGCGCCGCACCUGCGAUGA
Messenger RNA from Cooperia oncophora, 963 nucleotides. The record is from the annotation of a GenBank genome assembly. Lineage: Eukaryota; Metazoa; Nematoda; Chromadorea; Rhabditida; Trichostrongylidae.